Messenger RNA from Ornithodoros turicata, 708 nucleotides. RefSeq lists its product as uncharacterized. NCBI's taxonomy places the organism in Eukaryota, Metazoa, Arthropoda, Arachnida, Ixodida, Argasidae. Gene Ontology annotation, molecular function: nucleic acid binding. Bases 1 to 708 code for a protein of 235 amino acids. The transcript has 3 exons. The record is from RefSeq and is a predicted model, not a curated record.
AUGGACGCUUUCCACAGGGCCAAGUAUGAGCUCGCCGACGCUACCAUGCUGGUUCAUCCCGUCCCGUCGGCACCCACGCGCCUUAUGGUCGAUGCCUCCCUUAACGCCCAUCUGCAUGUCGACCUUGUCUGUCCGCUACCUCCUUCACGGGGCCAGCGUUACGGCCGCUCCCUCCUCACCAUCAUCGGCCGCUACACUCGGUGUCGGGAGGUGGUACCCUGCCUGAUGCAACCGCCGACACAGUUGCUAGCGCCCUUGCCGCGACCUGGAUCGCGCACUUUGGACCACGCACCGCACACACCGCACCACACACCACAGGGGGUUCACCAUAUCCGUACGUCAGCCUACCGCCCAGCAUCCAAUGACAUCGUUGAGCGCCUCCGCCGUCAGCUGGAGGUUGCCAUCAUCGCUCGCGAUGCCAACAGCACCGGGGUCAACCACCAUCCCCUGGUCCUGUUUUACAACCUCACCGCCCCCAAGCAGGACAUGGCCUGUUCCGCUGCCCAGCUGUUCUUCGGCACCACAUUACGCCUUCCUGGCGAUGUCUGGCUUCCCACGAGCCUUCCGCCACCGCUCCUCAUGCAGACAACGUUCAAGACCUGCGCCUGUACUUCCAGAGACUCACCUCAUCCCCCAACGACAGCCGCCUUUCGGCAACAUCAGGACACCGUCCACCAAGACCUCACCACCUGCGCCCACUCUUCCUGA